CAGCAGCGGCGAGCGGCCAGCCCGGGCUCCGUCUGCCCUCGCUCCUCUCUGGAUUACCCGCAGCUGCUGGAGUUGCCACCACAGAAGAGCUCCAUGGCAGGAUCUUGUGAGAUCAGCAACAUCUUCUCUAACUACAUCAGCGCCAUGUACCAGCCCGACGAGGUGCAGCCAGCCUUGGACAUGCUGGGGCAGUUUGGGGAUGACAGCAACCUGGGGCUCAGCCUCCCGGCCAGCCAGCCCCCAGCACAGAGCACAGACAAGCCCCAGUGGUUCAGUGAGCUCCCGUACUUCUGGACCAAGGUGCAGGUGCUGGAGUGGAUCAGCUACCACGUGGAGAAGAACAAGUACGAUGCCAGCUCCAUCGACUUCUCCUGCUGCAACAUGGACGGGCACACGCUGUGCCACUGCAGCAGGGACCAGAUGCGCCUCAUCUUCGGGCCCUUGGGGGAUGAGCUCUACGACCGCCUGCAUGAGAUCACCUCUGAUGAGCUGAAUUGGAUCAUUGAUUUGCUAGAAAAAGAGGAUGCGACUUCCCAGACCUUCCUCAACUCCAGCCAGCUGGAGCUGGGAAAUUCCUGUGCCAAGGACUCCCUGGAGGACUUAAAGCCCACAAACCCUUUCACAGACUUCACCUACUUGCCGGGUUCCAUGUCCCCAGGCAGCUCUGAUGUCUCAGGGCCUGUGAUGUCCCAUAGCCCCAACUCUCAGGACUCCGGUGGAAGUGACCUCGACCUCGACCCUGCAGAAUCAAAGCUCUUUCCUGAUGACCACUUUCCAGGCAGCAAAAAAGGGGACAGCAAACACGGCAAGCGGAAACGGGGACGGCCCCGAAAACUCAGCAAGGAGAGCAGAGACUGCCUGGAGAACAGGAAGAGCAAGCACUCCCCAAGAGGUACCCACCUGUGGGAGUUCAUCCGGGACAUCCUGAUCCACCCUGAGCUCAACGAGGGGCUGAUGAAGUGGGAGGACCGGCGGGAGGGGGUCUUCAAGUUCCUGCGCUCGGAAGCGGUGGCUCAGCUCUGGGGCCAGAAGAAGAAAAACAGCAGCAUGACCUACGAGAAGCUGAGCAGAGCCAUGCGAUACUACUACAAACGAGAGAUCCUGGAGAGAGUCGAUGGACGACGGCUGGUGUACAAGUUUGGGAAGAACUCCAGCGGCUGGAAGGAAGAGGAGGUGCUCAACAGGAACAAGGAGCUGUAGGAGUCCUGGAUGAGCCAGG
This is a messenger RNA of Lonchura striata (white-rumped munia), 1219 nucleotides long. It is a transcript of the gene ELF3, whose product is annotated as E74 like ETS transcription factor 3. The record is from RefSeq and is a predicted model, not a curated record. Gene Ontology annotation, cellular component: nucleus. NCBI's taxonomy places the organism in Eukaryota, Metazoa, Chordata, Aves, Passeriformes, Estrildidae. Gene Ontology annotation, biological process: cell differentiation; regulation of transcription by RNA polymerase II. Gene Ontology annotation, molecular function: sequence-specific DNA binding; DNA-binding transcription factor activity, RNA polymerase II-specific.